Molecule: messenger RNA, 1452 nt
Organism: Pelodiscus sinensis (Chinese soft-shelled turtle)
Lineage: Eukaryota; Metazoa; Chordata; Testudines; Trionychidae
Source: RefSeq, a predicted model, not a curated record
AUGCCCCCCACCAGCGGGAGCGCCAGCCAUGAGCGGCGGGAGGACCAGACGGACACCUCGGACAGCGAAUCCCUGUCCCUGCAGGUCCGGAAACUCAACCAGCAGCCACCGGCCCGCAGGCUGGGCGAGCGCAGCUAUGACCCCAACAGGUACCGGCUGCACUUUGAGCGCGAGAGCCGGGAGGAUGUGGAGCGGCGCAAGAAGGUGGCUCAGGAGAGGAUCCUGGAGCCCGUCCCGGAGAGCGAGAAGGAGCUGGACAUACAGGAUGUCUACAAAUCCGGCUCCGGUAAGGUCAUUAACUUCUCCCCUGCGCUGUACGACUUUGUGACCAAGGAGAUGAGGAAGAACUUGAUCCUGGUGCUGAACAAGAUCGACCUGGCGCCGCCGGCGCUGGUGGUGGCCUGGAAGCACUACUUCCAGACCCGCUUCCCCCAGGUGCGCGUCGUCUGCUUCACCUCCUACCCGCAGCAGGACCAGGACCCCAGCACAGUGUUUAAGAAGCGGCGGAAGCGGCGGAAGGGCUGGAGCACGGCCAUGGGACCAGAGCAGCUGCUGCAGGCUUGCGAGAGCAUCACUGCUGGGAAAGUGGACCUGAGCAGCUGGAAGGAGAAGAUCGAGCGGGACGCGGAGGACGAGGACGACGAGGGAGCGGCCGUGCUGGUGGAACACCAGACCGACGUGGCCAUGGAGCUCGGGGCUCCCUCCCAGGAGCUCUACAAGGACGGCGUCCUGACCGUGGGCUGUGUGGGGUUCCCCAACGUGGGCAAAUCCUCGCUGAUGAACGGGCUCGUGGGCCACAAGGUGGUGAGCGUGUCCCGGACGCCCGGCCACACCAAGUACUUCCAGACCUACUUCCUGACCCCCACCGUGCGCCUCUGCGACUGCCCCGGCCUCAUCUUCCCCUCCCUGGUGCAGCGGGAGCUCCAGGUAUCUGUCUCUCUCUACCCCAUCUCCCAGAUCCAAGAGCCCUACACCCCCGUGGGGUACCUGGCCGUCCGCAUCCCCAUCCAGGCCUUGCUCAAGCUGCGCCACCCCAAUUCCGAGGAGGGCAGGCCGGAGACCCGGUGGUGCGCCUGGGACAUCUGUGAAGCCUGGGCCGAGAAGCGCGGCUACAAGACAGCCAAAGCGGCUCCUCCCAUGUGGGAGCAUCACCCCGAGACGGCCGAGAUCGCCUCCCUGCAGGAGGCUCACCGCAAGCACAGCCGGCGCAGCUCCGAGGAAGAGGAGGAGGAGGAGGAAGAGGAGAUCUCUAGCUCCGGGGAGGAGGAGGACGAGGAGAAGGACCGUGAUGCUGAUGAAGAAGAGGAAGAGGAGGAGGAAGAAGAGCUAGCAGCCCCCAGCAGGGGAGGGAGCAGCACCCCGGCCCCAGCCCCGGCCCAACCCAGGAGGGUGCUGAAGGGGAAGCUCUCCAGCCGGAACUUGUUUGCUUUGCUGGGGGAGGACGAAUGUUAG